Molecule: messenger RNA, 4151 nt
Organism: Rosa rugosa (rugosa rose)
Lineage: Eukaryota; Viridiplantae; Streptophyta; Magnoliopsida; Rosales; Rosaceae
Product: disease resistance protein RUN1-like
Exons: 5
Coding region: 617-3997 (1126 amino acids)
Biological process (GO): signal transduction; defense response
Molecular function (GO): ADP binding; protein binding
Source: RefSeq, a predicted model, not a curated record
UUCCUGUUCUUUUGUCUCUCUCAUUGUUGUUAGACGAUAAAUAAGAGCUGAUUUGAUCCAGGAUAUCAAACCUUCGUACUCUUUUUCUUUCCAGGGUCUUGAUUUUUAGUGUGGAAUAACAUUUCACACUCUAUACACGCUGUCAGUCUGAUGUGUGACAAAAUUUCAAAACACAUGUGGACAAUUUGAUCACAUUAUUUAUUUAACUCAUUUGAAACCUGUGGUCAAUUUUUCCAACAAGUCUUCCCUAAAGAUAGGUAUAGUAUCUAUUUUAAGUCUCUUCCUGCUAGUCUUCCACACGAUAUGAUAGAUCUAUUUCUCUCUCAAAAGUCAAGUCUCUCACCUCUUUGCUUCCAUUCAUUCUUGAUCUUUUUUGUUACUGGAACGAAUGAAAUGAACAUUGAAUGAUCAAAAACUGCUAUAUUUUAAGUCGAUCCGAUCCCAACUUCAAGUUCCCACGAAACCAGUGGGGAAGAGAAGAAACCAGGAAACACAAAUACAUGUUUUCCAUGAUAGUUAAUUCCAAGCCUUGAAAUAGCUAGUGUUGAAAGCUUCUGGGGUUACUCAUAUAUAUAGUCCUUGGAUACCUACUCUUCUACGAGUAGGAAUAUCGGAAAUGAGCAUACAAAGAACCUCUACAUAUUUUCCCCCUUCAUCUCCUCAGUGGAAAUAUGAUGUCUUUUUGAGUUUUAGAGGUGAGGAUACUCGAAAGUCUUUUACAGACCAUUUAUACACUGCAUUAGAUCAUCAAGGCAUCAUAACUUUCAGGGAUGAUCCUCAACUUCAAAAAGGGGAAGCUAUUUCUCCAACACUUUUUGCUGCAAUUGAAGAAUCAAGAUUUGCUCUCAUUGUUCUCUCACAACAUUAUGCAUCGUCAACAUGGUGCUUGGAUGAACUUGUAAGAAUUCUUGAAUGUAUGAAAGCAGGAGAAACUGUACUGCCAAUUUUCUACGAUGUUGAUCCUUCUGAUAUACGAAAGCAAACAGGGAGUUUUGGAGAAGCCUUUGCUAAUUAUGAAGAAAGGUUUAGAGAUGACAAAGAGAAAGUGCGAAGGUGGAGACAUGCUUUAACAGAAGUGGCAAGUUUCUCUGGGUGGAAUUCAAAGGAAUGGUAUGAAUCAACGCUCAUCAAAGAUAUUGUAGAAGUUAUAUGGACAAAAUUGCAACCUACAUCAUUCAGUUAUGCAGAAAAUCUAGUUGGGAUUUACUCAAGAUUGCAGCAAGUCAAUUUUCUUUUAGAUGUAGGGGUGGAAGACGUCCGCUUCAUUGGGAUAUGGGGAAUGGGCGGGAUUGGUAAGACAACUAUGGUAAGAGCGGUGUAUGAGAAAAUCGCUCGUGAAUUUGAAUUUAGUUUCCUUCUUACCGAUGUUAGAAACUCCUCCGAAAAAAGUGGUCUACUUAAUUUACAAAAGCAACUUCUCUCUGGGAUUUGGACAAAAAAGGUCGACAUAUCAGACCUUCAUGAAGGAGCUACCAUUAUAAGGAGGUUGUUAGGUCACAAAAAAGUUCUUCUCAUUCUUGAUGAUGUGAACCAUUCAAGCCAUUUAAAAUAUUUGGCAGGAAACCGAGAUUGGUUUGGUUCAGGGAGUAGAGUUCUCAUCACAUCCAGAAAUGAGCAUUUGUUGAUUGAACAUGGAGUGGAGAGAAGAUUGAAAGUUGAGGAAUUUAAUGAUGAGGAUUCUCUCCAGCUUUUCAGCUGGAAAGCAUUCAAAAGAGGCCACCCUGAAGAAGAUUUUCUUGAUUUGUCAAAAUCUGUUAUGAGUUAUGCUAAAGGCCUUCCUUUAGCUCUUGAAGUACUGGGUUCUUUUUUUCAUGGAAGAGAUCUAAGUGAAUGGAAAAGUGGACUGAGAAAACUAGGAAGAGUUUGUAACUUGGAAAUUUUCGACAUACUUAAAACUAGUUAUGAUGAUCUAGAUUCUGAAGAGAAGAAAAUAUUCCUAGACAUUGCAUGUUUCUUUAAUGGACAGGACAAAGAUCGAGUAACAGAAGUAUUAAACAGUUGCGAUGUUUCUGCAAUUAUUGGAAUAAAAGUCCUGAUGGAAAGAUCUCUCUUGACUGUUUCUCAUGGAAGACUAAGGAUGCACGAUUUGCUCCAAAAAAUGGGACGGGAAAUUGUUCGCCGGGAAUCUCCUAACGAGCCGAGCAGGUGCAGUAGGUUGUGGCUUCUUGAAGACAUCAAACAUAUCUUGACCAAUAAUUCUGGAACUGAAGCAAUAGAAGGCAUAUUUGUGGACUCAACCGAGUCAGAAGUAAAUAUGGACGUGAAUCGAAAAUCAUUUUCAAUGAUGAACAAAUUGAGAUACCUGAAGAUUAAUAAUGGGAAUCUACCUAAGGGGCUUGAAUAUCUUCCCAAUAGUUUACUGAUUCUUGAUUGGACGAGGUAUCCAUUAAAAUCUCUGCCAUCACAUUUCAACCCUCAGAAGCUGCUCAAACUUAGCUUGUGUCAUAGUUGUAUUAAACAUUUCAGGAUAGGAACUGAGCCUUUAUACAAUUUGAAAACCAUUGAUCUGAGUCACUCUCUCGAUCUUGUCAGCACCCCAAACUUUAAAGGUAUGCCAUAUCUCGAGAUUCUGUGUCUUGAAGGUUGUAUAAGAUUGUAUGAGGUUGACCCAACAAUUGAAGUGCUUGAAAGACUUACUGUGCUGAACUUGAAAGAUUGCAAACAUCUUGUGUGUCUUCCAAGCAGUGUAGGUGGCUUAAAAUCUCUCAAAGUUCUCAAUCUUUCUGGUUGCUCAAAGCUUGACAUCCUGCCAGAUGAGCUGGGUCAUGUUGCUUGUUUGGAGAAGCUUGAUGUGAGUGGAAGUGGCAUAAGAGAAGUGCCCUCCUUUAUUGGUCUUUUGAAAAACCUCAAAGAAUUAUUUCUUGCUGGAUUUAAAGCACAGUCACCUAAAUCAUGGAAUAUGAUGUUCAAUCCCUUUGAGUUAUUGCGAAAAAGAAGUCACAUUCCCACAAGAUUGUCAUUGCCUUGUUUAUUUAGUUUGCAUUCAUUAGCCAGACUGGAUCUAAGUGACUGCAAUCUUUUUGACGAAGCAAUCCCCAGUGAUUUUGGAUGUUUAGCCUCAUUAAGAAUUCUAAAGUUGAGCAAAAAUCAAUUCGUUAAACUGCCUGAGAGCAUCGGCCAGCUCCCUAGACUUGAAAAUCUUCAGUUGGAUUUGUGUAGCAAGCUUCGGACAUUACCAGAGCUUCCAUCUCAUGUAUGGGUAUCCGCUAGCGACUGCAUUUCAUUAGAUACAUUGGCCAAUCAAAGAGGACAAUGCAAUUCGGUACGAGGAGGAUAUUUUGGUAACUGUUUCAAAAUGGUGGAGAAUGAAAGCUGUGGGAGUACAGCACUUUCGUUGCUAACACACUACCUUAAGUUUCAACGUUGUGGUUCUUCCGUACAUUCAUUUCAUAAAUCAUUUGACCAUAAAGGUUUUCAUUUUGUUGCUCCUGGAAAUGAAAUACCCGAGUGGUACAAUCACCAAAGUGUGGGGUCUUCGAUAACUGUAGAGCUUCAUCCUGGUUGGUUUACUAACAAGUGGAUGGGAUUCGCCGGCUGUGCCGUUUUUGGACUCAUCAAACCACUCCCGCCUGGGGUUGAGUGGACUAUUUGUUGCUUAUUGACGGCCAAUGGAGAAUCCUGGGGUCAGUGUGGUCUGGGAAAGUGGGGUGAACCUAUGUUGGAUCACAUUUGGUUAUUCUUUAUGCACCGUGAUACAGAAGCCUCUACUUUUAAACAUGAGUGGCAGGAUAUCUACUAUCAGCUUGAAUUUGCAUUUAAAUUCACCACGGCGGACAUGAAGAAAGUGGAAGCUCCGCAAGUGAAGAAAUGUGGAGUCCGUAUGAUAUAUGAGGAAGAUGUGGAGGAGCUUUGGCAAACAUUAUUGAAGGAGAGCAAUCCCAAGCGAGGCCUUCAACACAAUGAUGAUGAUGCAGCAUCUAAUAGUGCAAGUCAGGCUCAUCCAAAAAGAAUUAAACAACUCCUCCUUGAUGGCGCAGGACCCAGUGGAAGCCCUUAGAUUCAUGACCACAAACACAGUUAAUGCAUUUUCUUUUGUGGAAGAAAAGAAUUCUUGUGAUCGAAUGAACACAUGCAUCUUGUGUCCUUUAAUUAUGCCUGCUGGUGGAUCGAUGGAGCAGCAAUAUAUAGUUCAUCCCAAAUUUUGAAUGUCU